Mercenaria mercenaria is the source of this 994-nucleotide messenger RNA. RefSeq lists its product as uncharacterized. The record is from RefSeq and is a predicted model, not a curated record. The coding region runs from base 65 to 445 and encodes 126 amino acids. The transcript has 3 exons. NCBI's taxonomy places the organism in Eukaryota, Metazoa, Mollusca, Bivalvia, Venerida, Veneridae.
CAUGAAACAAGUCCUAAUGAUGUUGUCUUACAGGGGAAAAAAGAUUUAAGUAUAAGUAAGGAAAAUGUGUUUAAGAAUAUGCUUUUUUCUAUACUUUCUCAGCUGCUGCUGCUACGGAAUGUAUGCGCAUGCGCGAAAAUAUGAAGACAUUUUCAAUGCAGGUGUCUUAAUUCCCGACGGAGGAAGCGGUGGAUUUGGUCCCGGUGGCACACUAGCGGAUAUGUACUGCGCAUAUUGUAGACAACGCGGGUGGACAGAGUGUAUCCAACGUUACUGCUUCAGGCGAGCUUUUGGAUUUAUUGGGAACUUCAUAAGAAACCAAGCGAGCUGGAUCCCUAAUUACUACAAGCCCAAAAGCGUUUAUAAAGUAAUCCCUGGGUUCCAAACAUACAUCCAUGGAGAUUCCUCUUUUCUACGUUUGAAACAUCUAUCUCGUGACGAUUAGCUAGUAAUACACGAAGUUUUGGUAUAAAUUACCGGUCAAUAGUUUGUGCUGUUGACUGGUCUGUAAUUUAACAUUAAAUUUUGCUGGGUUAAAGUCAACAUUGGAUGAAAACUGAAUGAACUUUUUUUUCUAAUGUCAUGAAAUAAAAUACUUUUUUGAACAAAAAUUGCCUGCCAAAAGUUUGUACUAUUGAAGUUUUUGCAGAUCAACGCAGGUUUCUGUGAUGAAGUCGAAAAUUAAGAAGAAAUAACUUGAAAUUAUUUCUGAUGCCAGGAAAUAAAGCACUUAAUGAACGGCUUGCCGACCAAUAGUUAAAAUCAUUACACGACACGUUAUGUAAAUCAACGAUCUAUUGUUUGCAAGUCAGUAGUCAAAACUAUUUAUUCUCGGUCCUUCGGACCUAGGCUUGACUAUUAACCGGCAAGCCAUUCAAUGUGUAUACUGUAAGCCCGAGAUUCGAAAGCUGAACUAUGGAACUUGUUUGUCAAUCAAAGAGUACAAUUUUAGAGUAUUAUUAUGUUAAAGUAACUAUUAAAUUUUCUAACAAUU